CCCGCCAUGGCCCGGGGGGCUGGCGAGGCGGCCACGGAGGGGGAGCUGGGAGAUGACAGCCUGUCUGUGAUAACCUGUGAAUCAGAUACAGAAAUGAAGUUAAAGAAGAAAAUUUUUCACAAGCCUCCAAAGUCACCAAAGUCUCCAUACAGCUCUAGCACACAACUGUAUCCUAAAAAAGCUGCAGUUUGGCGAUCUCUGCAGGGAACAGGCAGUGCACGUCUGGAGAGUGCAGCUGUAAAAAACCCAAAGCAGAUGUGGCUGGGAUCACUGAAACAAGGAAUGAGCCAUCCUCUGAAAUCAGAUGUUGACAUGGGGCAUAUGCGAACUAACAUUUCUAGUAGCACUCCAGAAUAUUUGAAGGAAGCUCUAGGAAUGAAGAAGCCAAAACAUUCUCGUUCUUCUAGUAAUGGCUACAUUCCUGGAACUCCUGACUACAAAGAAAAAGAAGAUAUGUAUGAUGAAAUUAUAGAACUGAAAAAGACAAUACAAGCUCAGAAAAAUGAGGGAGAUAGAAUGAAAACUAAGCUCCGUCGACUAGAAGAAGAGAACAAUAGAAAGGAUAAACAGAUUGAACAACUGUUGGAUGCUUCCAGGGGCUCUGAGCUGGCACGAACUUUGUCAGAAAAGAAAACUAAUAAUGGAUGGGUGGUUAGUGGAUUAAAGCAGAAGAUUCUCAAGCUAGAACAACAGUGCAAGGAGAAAGACAACACUAAUAACAAAUUCCAGGCAGACAUGAAGACCACUAAUUUGGAAGAAAUGAGGAUAGCUAUGGAAACCUACUAUGAAGAGGUUCAUCGUCUCCAGCUCCUCCUGGCAAAAUCUGAGACUAUGAGGAAAAAUACAGAGGGCAGAGAUACCCAGAAACGACUAAAGGCACUGAAUGCUGCUGUCCUGAGAUUAUCCAGGAACAUCAAGGAAUUGCAGAAUGAGAAUCGGAGGCUGAAAGAAGAUCUAGAUCAUGUACUGAGCAGUUCUCCUCCUUCCACUAAAACAAAAAAUUAUAGUGAGUGGAGCAGACAGAGGCUGGUGAGGCGGAUUUCAGAACUAGAAAAAAAAGUAUGUGCCAUGGAGAACACCAGGCUGUCAUCGGCAGAUAGUGAGUCAUCACAGUUACUUGCUGUGUCAUCUUCGCCUUCUGUAGACCUGGAUCCUCCAGCCUCUCAACAGGUAGACCAUGUUGAGGAAUUUUGUCGCCUCCAAGGGCUAGUGAAGAAACUGAAGAGUGAUAGGAAGGCACUUCAAAAUCUCCUCCUCAAUAAAGAAUUAGAUAUCAAGCAGUUACUGCAGGCUAAGGCUGAAGUGGAGCUGGAGCUGCAGAAGUGGCAGAAUAAGAUGGAAGAAAAGAGUACAGAAGAGCAGACUUUAAGUGAGGAAAUCCACAACCUGACACAGAACGUAGGGAAACUGGAGUCAAAAUUGGAGGAAGAGAAGAGACAAGUGGCAGAAGAUACAAUGGAAAAGCUUAAUAAGUCUUCAGCAGUCUGCAUAGUUAAAGGCAAAGAAGAUCACAGGAAGGAACAAGCAGCCAAAGUCAUCCAGAGACAGUGGAAGAUGUACCGAAACAAGAAAGAAGAAAUUGCUCUGGAUGAGGCAGUUGUUAUGCUUCAGGCAGCUUUCAGAGGACAUUUGGCUCGACAGAAACUGUUACUGAAUAACAGGAUGCAUGAUGCAAAAUCUCACAACAAGAACUCCUGUGUGUCUUCCAUGUCAAACUCCUUGAGCUUGUCUUCUGAUUGCAAGGAGAAAGAUGAGAUUGUGACAUUCAUCCAGUCCAUUUUCAGGGCUCACUUAGCACGUACGGUACUGCUUGAGGAGAGGCCCUCUGUGUCCAGUGCGCCAAGUGAGAAAGCAGAUUCUGCAGUUUACAUUACAGAGAAGAAACCGGUCUCAGCAGCACUCCAGAGACCUCCUUCAAUCUUCGUGUCGUCUCUUCCUGCCAGGUCCUCCGAGAAGCAAUCGCAGCCUACUCUCCCUCUGUCUGUGGAUGAAGCUCACUCAGACGAUUCAGAUGAUAUUGUCAUUGUCUCUCCGUUGUUGCAGAUGAAGAAAAACUACACCCACUUUUAAGUUUUGGUAACAGGCUCUGGUGAUCUUGAAUUAUGCGAUUCACAAAACUACUUCUACCAAGAUAAAGCAUAUCAAAGAUGGAAAAGGGGAGGUAUCAGCCCCUUUUUAAUGACAGUUGUCACUAUUUCAGCCAUAAAUGAGUAAUUGUUUGAUAUGUCAUCUCUGCAGACUUUAUGGCUAAAAGCCACUGACUGACUGUUAACCUUAUCCUCCUGGUAGGCAGAGAGAGUUUGGGUUUAAAAACUAAAACAAAACACUUUAAUAUUUUGUCUCACAAUGAGGAUUGUAAAUUCAAUUGCCAAAUUUAAAUGAAAGCAAUAAAGCCUUAAGCUAUUUCAUGUCAACCAAAAUUUUGUUGCAGGUCGACUAAAAUAAUUCGCUUAAUUGGAAAAUGGUUAAUGAUGUGGCUCCAAUUUCCAGCCUGUGUACGUGAAGGGGAACAGCUUGUAUUUGUUACCAAGUCCUCUCUGUUUAAAAAUUUUACUGUGUCAUAUUUUAGUAUCUUUUUUUGUUUAUUUUUAUAUUGAACAUUUACAGUCUGUGCAGACCUUGUAAAGGCUUUUAAAAAGCCAUUUCUUUAUCAUAGGGCUAUUCUAGGCCUACUGUAUCAGCAGGGUUUUCUGAUUUAUUGCUUUUUCCAAGUGUGCUUGCUAUGAUAUGUAUAGUACUACUUUGUAUUUGAAAUGUCCGAUCACGUAAUCAAUUUUUUGUAUUUGUCAGAGAAGGUGCGUAAUAGCAGGAGUGUUCUGUGAAGGAUACCCUUGUGACUGCUUUUUCUGCUUAUGUGUCACGAAUAUGAGUGGAUUAUGCAGGAUCAUCUCUAAUGUGUGAAAACAUUUGAUGUAGGAGAUAUGUUGCUUUAUGUCCUGUUUUAGCUUACGUCACUUGACUGUCUGAAACUUUCACCUAACUAGAUUGCUCGUACACUGAGCGCUAAGGGGUUUUAAGUCUAAUGUUGCUUUGCUGUUGUUGAUCUCUCUUCUCGGUACUACUUUGCAUGUGCACACAUUAUAUAUGUGUGUGUGUGUGUAUAUAUAUAUUGUGAGUGCACAGUAAGUCCAGUCAGAGGCUGGGAGAGGGAUCACAAUAUACAGCCGUCUUCUGUCAUCAGGUAAAGCUACGAGGCUGACUGCUGGAAAGCGUGGGCACUCCCAGCUCUGUUCUGAGGGAUAUGGAUUGGAAUGAGCAUGAUGUACAAAUGCAGUUGGUUUAGGAACAGAAGCGGUAGGUUGGAUUAUAGUAGAAAUUAAGACUACAUCCAGAAACAACACUAUUUGACAAUAUUGUUGUCCAUGGAAGGACCAAAGACAUAAUGGGCUGUGGAGAAUAUGGUCAGAGGGGUCUUUCCAGAUCUUUUAUGCAGACUGUACCCCUUCUUGACUGGACGGAGGACCUUAUAGUUCCUACUAUCAUGCUAACAUCCUUCAUAGGCGUUGCAAUGUGUGUGGGGUUUUUUUAAGGUGAACUAGAUAAAUUAUAUGAUAUUUACUGGAAGGAGAAUUUAAUUUUACAAACACACAGUGAAGUUUUUGUGGAGACCCUAAUGCUUUCUUUGUCAUCAAGGAGUAAUAAAGACUCCUGUAAACAGAAAGCACACUUUUAAAUAUGAGAUUUUUAUCACCUUUUCCCUCUUCUUUUUUAAAUUAAAAAUCAGUUGCCACUGUUUCACAGAAUACUAAUAAGUCAGAGCUGUCUCGGUUCUUUGAUUUCAAUGAAGCACUAUCUGAGGCUUAUCAUAGUUCAUGCCAGUACUUGCAGCCAAAGAGGAAACUGGAUGGCUGCAGCACAAUGCAGCUGAUUUCAUUUAAUCCCAUCAGUGGAAGUGCUGCCUGUGCUAUUUCCAAAGGCAGUUUUGGGAGCUCUCCAUACCCAAAGCAGUCUGAAGAAUGUCAUUUACACUCCCAUUGGGUAAAUUUUUCCUGCUGGUACUUUGGUCACAUGACUGUCAUCUGCAGAAAGGAUAAAAAAAGUAUAUAAAAUAAAAGAAUAAAAGGGAUAGAAUCCUCUUGGCAGAAGCUGAGACCUAUUUCCCUCUUUUUCUGGAAGUCAUGUUAUGAAAGAGUCAUUUUGCUAAACAGAAACAGAGCUAUAUUGAGUUGCUUAUGUAUAAUAUUUCAAGCCUGUAACUGUGACUCUGUCAUGGAUACCUCCAGAGAGAGUAACUAGAGCCGAGGACUGACACAUUAAGAGGAGAGCAUGUAGUGUGUCAGGACCAAGACUGAUAUAAAAUACCUACCUAGCUGUUAUCCUGUAGGGAAAUACUUGGACAGCAAAUAGAAUGAAGAUGACAUUCUUUUACUUUACUGUGCUGUAAUAACCAAUAUGAAAGUAUUAGGAAUUAGAUACAGAGCAGAAAGACUCGCAUUUUCACUGAGCGUAUGACUAGCAGUAGUGCUGUCAAUAGACAAGCUCUGGGAUAAAGGGGAGAUAGUAUCUUGAUAGGACCCAAAGGCACAGACCGAAAUCUGGGUGAAAAGAAGCAAACGUUUUCUGGGAUGAAUGAAAAUGUGUCUAGAGCUUCCUAAAUUUGAGUCUGCUAUCUCUUAGCUAUCAAAAAUCUGAUACUUAACUUGAGCCAAGCUUCAAACUCAUAUCUUUGUUUGAAAGAUAACUAUAUGCUCACUGCACAUCAAGAGUUUGGUGUGGUACAGUAGAAAGAGGCUACCAAUACUGUGGAGGUUUCUUUAAUGUUGUUUUGUUUUAUACUGUAAUGGAAUGUGUUGAAAGGAGUAGUAAUUGACACUAGGUUUCAUUCUGUGGUUAUCUAUCUGAAUGCCAGCAGCUGUAAAUUUGGGAAGAAGUGUGGAACAAUGAAGGAAGAAAAAGUUAAUUUUGGAAUAAAUGGCAUUUUUCCUUAACGGGGAGCUGAGGACAGUAAAAAUCGGUGUGGCUCAAACCUGUAAAGAUAGGCCCAAUACAAACAUACUCAGUUUCUGCAAAAUACGUCUUGUGUAGAAAGCACUGGUAACCUUGUGGGGGCAUCAAGGUCUUGAAUUAAAAUUAAACUCCACUGUAACCUAUGUAAUCUAACAGCACGCUUUCCAUUCUACUGAUACGGGAUAAUUUUGCCUACUUAAAACCUUUUGCAAUUUACAGUAGUGUUUAGUUAGAGAUCGUGUGUGAAUAUAGAGAUCUGACUUUCAUGGGAUGUGAUCUCCGUGGAUCUCUUUUUGCCCUUAAGUGCCUAUGCCUGUAAAUCUUCACUGAGGCAUCAAGACCUGAAAACUGUAUUGUUUUCUGCAUAGCUAUAAAAGUAAUCCCUGCACAGGCAACUUUUAAUAUAGCCGAAAUGGAAAAGGAUUAAUCUUGGCAUAUGAGCACUAUUAAUUUUUAUGAUCUUUUUAAUAUCUAGAACUGUGCAAGUCUUUUAUGUAAUUUAUUUUGGGAUCUUUUAAAAGCUAAAACAAUUGCAAUGUAUUUUCUCCUAAUUGUUGAACUCUCAAAUAAAGUUAAAGUUUGUA
Gymnogyps californianus (California condor) is the source of this 5531-nucleotide messenger RNA. RefSeq names its product IQ motif containing E (gene IQCE). The coding region runs from base 7 to 2070 and encodes 687 amino acids. The transcript has 22 exons. Gene Ontology annotation, molecular function: protein binding. The record is from RefSeq and is a predicted model, not a curated record. NCBI's taxonomy places the organism in Eukaryota, Metazoa, Chordata, Aves, Accipitriformes, Cathartidae.